Molecule: messenger RNA, 3243 nt
Organism: Exserohilum turcica Et28A
Lineage: Eukaryota; Fungi; Ascomycota; Dothideomycetes; Pleosporales; Pleosporaceae
Exons: 2
Coding region: 44-3112 (1022 amino acids)
Biological process (GO): transmembrane transport; intracellular calcium ion homeostasis; monoatomic cation transport
Cellular component (GO): membrane
Molecular function (GO): monoatomic cation transmembrane transporter activity
Source: RefSeq, a predicted model, not a curated record
GUUGCCUUGCCCGCUGCGACCGCGUCAAGAACAUGUUGUGACAAUGCAUCCCGACACCCUACUCAGAGCAGCGCAGCGCUGGCGCCGCCCGCGCUACUCGGCACGACCUUUUGCCCUCACUAUCCUUGCCAUUGCCCUCAUCUCGCUGCUGGCAUGGGCCAAGACGCAGGCUGCUCCCAACCCCGCGUCGCCUGGCCCGCUGCGCAAGAGGGAGGUGCCUGUUUUGGAUCAAGAAUGUCGCCUGGUACAUCACGCCCAAGAUCAAUGCGCUUUUGUCCGUGCAAACUGUCCCGAUGAAGAAGCCGGCGUCAUCUCGUAUCUCACCUUCUACUACUGUCGCCUGUCCCAUGCAAGGCCUGUCGCCUUCAUCCUCAUGACGCUCUGGCUCGCUCUCCUCUUCAGCACCAUUGGUAUCGCUGCCAGCGACUUUUUCUGCGUCAACCUCAAUACCAUUGCCCGCAUGCUAGGAAUGAGCGAAAGUCUCGCUGGCGUGACACUGCUCGCCUUUGGCAAUGGCAGCCCAGACGUAUUCUCCACCUUUGCCGCCUUCCGCACUCACGCAGCGAGCUUGGCUGUCGGCGAGCUCAUUGGUGCUGCGUGUUUCAUCACCGCCGUUGUGUCUGGCUCCAUGGCCCUCAUCCGCCCCUUUCAAGUCGCGCGCAAGAGCUUUGUGCGGGAUGUCGGCUUCUUCCUUGUCGCAGCAGCGUUUAGCAUGGGCUUCGUUGUUGACGGCAAACUGCAUCUCUGGGAGGCCAUAUCCAUGGUUGUCUUCUACCUCUUUUACGUCCUGUUCGUUGUUGGUUGGCACUGGUGGCUCAACCUGAGGAAGACGCGGCGGGCCCGCGCAGUUACCAUGAGGAAUCAUUAUGUCACGCCUGGCGGUGAAGAGGAAGAAGUCCCAGAGUACCACGACGAAGAAACAACUGCGAACAGCGGAAAUUCGAGUCGCGGCAUAUCCGUCGAUGACUUUUCUAUGCUGGAACACAACGGCGGGGAUGAGGGCAUGAUCGACGACGACGACAAUGAAGAAGCACGCGAACGGUGGAUGGGCGAGCUGACCAACAACAUGCGCCUCAACCGCCCCAGUAUGUCACGCCGCAACACGCACACGCCCAUUCGUCCCAGCUUGGUAGGAGCCCUUGAGUUUAGGGCUGUGCUGUCCUCGCUACAAAAGUCGCGAAACAUCCAAUCAAUGCCCAUCAACCUUCGUCGUUACUCCGACGAUCCCACCUAUACAGCCGCCCAACAACAGAGCCAUGUCUCAAAUGCCGCGGGCCCGGCUCUUGGACUCCCAUUUGACACCCAAUCGACUCCUUCCAACGCCUUUUUACAAGUAGGCCGACCCGGUCGCGACGUUCAAUAUGGCCCGGGUAAUCGAGUUCGGGCUGUAUCAACAAAUGACAUGGACAACGUGCAGUUGCAACCCAGCACCCUUCAGGGACAGCGUGUGCCCGACAUAACACUUGCAUCUGCGACCCCUACAGAGCAAAGUGGGCUACUCAACGCACCCCUAUCGCCCACAAUCUCCUUAUCCCCACCAACCUCUCCAUGCUCGCCUAGUCCCAACCCGACAGCAUUCCAGACAAGGCUCUCCUCACCCAACAGGCUUGCACCACCUGGUGGCGACGAUAGAUUAUCAGCCCACCAGAGCACUUCAUCGCCAAGCCCUUUAUCCUCCCCUGUAAUAGAGGCCAACGAACACCGAUCACCUCCUAGUCUGCGACUGGUUGUGCCUGGCGCCAGUUCGCCCCCAAUUCCUUUCCCCGCUUACACCGACUAUCCCUGGUCGGCGCAAUCUGCCUCUGGGGCCCAGAGCCUACGACUGCCGUCUCCGAGUGCAUCUCCUGAGUCGUCUUACUUUGGCAAAAGUCCGUUUGGUCUGUUCGAUCAAACCAGAACACCUAGAUGGUGGCCAUCCAAUCUUCUACCGGCGCCCUAUAUCCUUAUCACCACACUGUUUCCGACGCUGACCAACUGGCGGAGCAAGUCCCUCUUUGACAAAAUCUUGGGAUUGGUGGCCAGCUUACCAGUCUUCUUACUCACAAUCACGCUACCCGUGGUCGAGCCGCAAAAAGACGAAGAAGUCAACCACCCUGAAGGUUCGCAUGACUUUGGUCUACCGGCCUCGCCAUCAACACACUUGACAAACAUCGACUCUUAUACGCCCACUGGUCCUAUCAUGCUACCACAAGAAAGGCCCGAGGAUGCCAGUGUCUCCAAGGCCAAUACCCAUUUCCAUUUGCCCCCUCCGCAGAAUAAUGGUAAUUCUUUCAGCGCAACAACUAGCCACCCGCCUCAAGUAUGCAUCACAAGCGCCGAAACUGUCACGCGUUCACCCGAGCAAAUUUCUAUAGUCGCUGCGAUUCCUGAACCAGAUCACUGGAAUCGUUGGUUGGUUAUCGUGCAAAUCUUCACUGCGCCAUUCUUCAUCGUCCUUAUUUUUUGGGCAAAUCUGGAACCCGACAACCCUCGUGCCCUGCUACGCCAUACACUCUACUCGCUCAUCACGUCACUAUGCGUUUUAGCGUUCAUUCUUUUAACCACUUCUCCAAAUCGACCACCCCACUGGCGCUCGGCACUUUGCUUCCUUGGCUUCGCCGUCGCCAUUGCAUGGAUCAGUACUAUAGCCAAUGAGGUUGUCGGCGUGCUGCGCACACUGGGUGUCAUUCUCAACAUGUCUGAUGCGAUUCUUGGUCUGACCAUCUUCGCUGUUGGCAAUUCUCUGGGUGAUUUAGUGGCGGACAUCACGGUCGCACGCCUUGGUUUCCCAAUCAUGGCGCUUUCGGCCUGCUUUGGCGGUCCCAUGCUCAACAUAUUGCUUGGUGUUGGCCUUAGCGGAUGUUAUAUGAUAAUUUCCAAAGGCGAGCAUCGGCAUACAAAACACCCAGAUCAGUCGAUGCAUUUCAGACCUUAUCACAUAGCCGUUAGCACGACACUAGUCAUAUCCGGGGCUACCUUACUUCUCACAUUAGCGGGUCUACUCAUCAGUGUACCGAUGCGGAAAUGGAAGAUGGAUAAGGUUGUUGGUUGGGGUCUUGUAGCGCUUUGGUCUAUUAGUACACUCGUCAGUGUUCUAGUUGAGAUACUAGGCUAUAGUAGUAAUGUGGCUUAGAACAUCACAUUGUAGUGGAGCAACUAGGAGGUAUAUCCUAGUAGCUGAAAGGUAGUCAGACAGCGCCAGGAGACAGGUAUAAAACUAGGGAGUGGAGGAAAUAGUACAAAAAAAAAGAAAAACAUCAACAC